Messenger RNA from Salvelinus namaycush (lake trout), 2517 nucleotides. Its product is annotated as CTD nuclear envelope phosphatase 1A. NCBI's taxonomy places the organism in Eukaryota, Metazoa, Chordata, Actinopteri, Salmoniformes, Salmonidae. The record is from RefSeq and is a predicted model, not a curated record. Gene Ontology annotation, molecular function: protein serine/threonine phosphatase activity. The coding region runs from base 596 to 1333 and encodes 245 amino acids. The transcript is spliced from 8 exons.
UCGCAGUUCGAUUCCGGAUUUGCUGUAGACUGCAAGCAGUUUUCAUGUUGACGUUUGUUUGUUUUCAAUCAUAAUUUUUCUUCAGAUACCACGGAGCAAAUACGCGCACGAAUUACUGCUUUCAAAUUGCAAUGGCCGAAAGUUUUUAGUUAUUUUUGUCAAGGGUUCAAUCAAGGUGGUGGUCAGCCUACCGAGCUAGCUAGCUAACGUUACUAGCUUGUCGGCGAGAAGAGCUGCGUGGUACAUUCUGACCGUAGCUAGCCAGAUUGGCAUUGGAUAGCAGUCAUCGUGCUAGAGUUACUAGCUACUUCUGUUUUAGCUAUUGUUUUUAUAACAAUUAUUCUGCUACACAAUGCCAAUGCAUUCCAAUCGAUGAGAGUUGUGCAGCAAGCGUGCAGAGGCUCUCACACGUUUGCUUGGUCUAGUUUGGUUGAUUUGGACGCAUUUGGUUCGUUUUGGAGAGGUUGUAGCGAAAGUAUUCCGAUUCGACUCUUCGAAGCCUAGGCCGAACCAAAUUGGUCAACUUUGUUGAGAAGGCUGGCUUGUAGUCCCUUCAUUCUCCUGUUCCUGUGUGGGUCCCCGUGUGGUCGCCGACAUGCUGAAGACCAGACAGUGUCUACUUGGCAUCCGCACUUUCCUAGGUGUAACGUCCAGAGUAUGGGGCUUCUUCUUGUACAUUCUCAGGAAGCACCUACGCACGGUUAUCCAGUACCAGACAGUGCGGUAUGACACUUUACCCCUGUCCCCCAUCUCCAGAAACAGACUCAAUGCAGUGAAGAGGAAGAUUCUGGUACUGGAUCUAGAUGAGACGCUGAUCCACUCUCACCACGACGGGGUCCUCAGACCCACAGUGCGACCCGGCACACCACCAGACUUCAUCCUCAAGGUAGUCAUUGACAAGCACCCUGUCAGAUUCUUUGUACAUAAAAGGCCGCACGUCGACUUCUUUUUAGAAGUGGUCAGCCAGUGGUAUGAGCUGGUAGUGUUCACGGCCAGUAUGGAGAUAUACGGCUCGGCAGUGGCAGACAAGCUGGACAACAACAGGAACAUUCUGAAACGCAGAUACUACAGACAGCAUUGUACGUUGGAUCUAGGUAGCUAUAUUAAAGACCUGUCAGUAGUACACGAUGACCUGUCUAGUAUCGUCAUCCUGGACAACUCGCCUGGAGCUUACCGGAGCCAUCCAGACAAUGCAAUACCUAUCAAGUCCUGGUUCAGUGACCCUAGUGACACAGCACUCCUUAACCUGCUGCCUAUGCUGGAUGCACUUAGGUUCACCGCUGACGUCCGGUCCGUCCUCAGUCGAAACCUCCACCAGCACCGGCUCUGGUGAUUGGCUUAUUCUGCAGGGAGGGUUUGGCUGAUUAGCCCUCUUUUUAAACCCCUUCCCCUUGCCGGCUCCCAUCGCUCCUCCGUUUCCACGCAGUGGACCUCUCCCCUCACCCCUCUCAGAAGGGGACAGAGGAGAGGAGGGUCACAGCAUAACAUGAAACAAGGGAUGAACAGAGCGAGAUCUGGAAGGCCAGGAUGUUUUUGCUUCUUUAUUUGUGUUUUUUUUCUUCUUUUAAACAAAAUGGAAUUUCAGCCUUACAGUUCCUGAUACUGACUCUGUGUAUGUACGCAUGGGGCUGCGUUUGUGUACGUUGAGUUGGGCGAAUGCUCACAUUUGUACGUCUUGCUAAACUUUUGACGUUACAAAAAGAGAAGGAACAGCAAGGCAACGAACGAGACAAGUUUCCAUCUUUUGCUUCUUACCCUGGACUCUGCACAACAAAAACAACAGGCAAUGGCCUGUCAUUUUACACUCUCUCUACUUGGUACUGGACUUUACUUAAGACGGCCAAGAGCAACCAGACAGGAGAAAAUGGAGGAUGGUUAGUUUUGGGGGUAUAGGCCCUGUCAAUCAAUCAAGGUAAUUAGUGUGUCAGGGGUUACCGAUGAUUGAGUUAAGACUGGUAAUUUUACACAAUUAAGACUUUCUACAUACUUAACAGACAUCUCUGGAUGAAUUAUAAAGCAGUCUGAUUUGUUUUAUCAAAUGACUGACAUGAUCAUGUCUAUCUUGAAUGUGUUCCCCCAAAAAUGCUUGUAGGAUACAUCAAGAUGGAAGGAUGGACUAAAGAAGUUAUGAAAGAAAAGAAUAGUUCAAAAAAAGACUUAUUUGGAUGGUGGAACCUCACUCUUUUUAAAUUUCUCAUUUUUCAGUUACCGUGAUGUGUAUAGUAUGACCUGGACAUCUCCAUUAUUGGAAAUCUUAUGCCUGAUACCAUUUCAAUUUAUGAGAUUUGCACUUAAUUUCUGGAUUUUUCUGCUGCUGUUUUGUAUUUGAAGCAGAAUGAUCAGCCACCUGAAAAUGUUUUACCUGCUCCCUUGACCGUAUUGGUACCAUUGUCUGCCACCUCUGUCUUUUCAAUGCCAUUUGAACAAUUUCAAUCUUGUCAAGGCUCCAGUCAUGACUGCUUCUUUUUGGUUCAGUCCCCAGGUCUGUGUUACUAAUAAAACACUUGUCAGUAUCGA